Messenger RNA from Aspergillus costaricaensis CBS 115574, 4446 nucleotides. RefSeq names its product NACHT and WD40 domain protein. The transcript has 4 exons. Lineage: Eukaryota; Fungi; Ascomycota; Eurotiomycetes; Eurotiales; Aspergillaceae. The coding region runs from base 1 to 4446 and encodes 1481 amino acids. The record is from RefSeq and is a predicted model, not a curated record. Gene Ontology annotation, molecular function: protein binding.
AUGCCUCCCUGCAAGACUGGGUGUCUCUCGACAUUGCUAGGGGGCUUCAAAAGAGAAAAACAUGUUGAGGAGAUGAGUCACAAGGUGGACGACCAAAAAGUCGAAAAGUCUAACGAGAAACCCCCUACGUAUGACCCUCCCGGCAGCGACGCUCCUGACAACGUUAGCCAGAAAACGCAGAUUUCAAGGGUUGAUGAAAGACCUGCUAUCAAUGACAGAACGAUCAGUGGCACUGCUGCUCACCACGGACACACCACAACCCAAGCGGCAUCUAUUCACAAAGCUCUCUGGGACAAGGCCUAUGGCAACCUCAAAAAUGACCCAGGAAAGGCAGAAUACGUCUCAAGGUACGAGGAACUGCUUGCGAAGGUAUUUUUGAACCAACCCACGACCGAGAAAGCAGUCGGAACGAACGAGUCUUCUCAACACCUCGGAGAAGAACAAAUGAAAAAAGUGGUCGAUGAAGGCCUUGCGAGAAUUGAGAAAUACAAGAAAGCCAUUGAGCAUUCGGAAAGCACUUUUAAUGUAAUCAAGCAGGUCAAAGCCAUUCUUGACAUUCCUCUGAAGAAUGUCUCUCAGACUGCACUGCCGUGGGCCGUGAUUUCAUCUAGUGUUGAUAUAUUGCUCAAGCCAGUCAGCGCUGGAGCAGCGCUCUACAACGGCGUAGCUUAUGCGGUUUCGAGAAUCGAGUGGUACUCGAAAUUGACCAACAAACUUCUAUGUGAGGACAGCAUAAAAGAUGAUCAGUCGCUACACAAAAUACGAGAGGACAUAGCUGGGCGAAUCACGUCGUUGUAUGAGUCACUGCUUUUCUAUCAAAUCAAGAGCGUCUGUUUCUAUUACAAAAGGUAUCAGUUCCUAGUGUGGGCUCGCGGAUUGCUGGACCUGGACGAUUGGAAUGGCGAUCUGAAACACAUUCAAGAGGCAGAAGAUGCUCUUGCCAGGGAUUGCGCGCUUUUUGACAUGGAAUACAUGAAGGGUCAAAUGAGAGCGAUGAUCAUGGACACCAAGACAGCGGAAGACUCCCAGGAAUUUCAGAAGCGUCUGCAAGCUAUACGCCGUGUGAAUCCGCAGGCUACCUUAAAAACCAUCGAAAGCUUAAAGGAGAGUGUCAUGGAUGACCUAUAUACUUGGAUUUUUGAUACUGAGCUAUUCAAAGAUUUUAUUUGUUGGGAAGGGAACGCGCCUAGACGACUUUGGAUCAGUGGGCAGGCUGGAACUGGAAAGACAAUGCUUUCAAUAGGCACUAUAAAAGAACUGCAAACACAGUGCCUCAGGGGGCCAGAGCCCCCCACCAUCCUAUACUUCUUCUGCCAACACACCGACGCAGAUUUGAACAAUGGGGUUGCAGUACUUCAAAGCCUGGUGUGGAUGCUUCUCCGACAACAGCCCCACUUAAGCUCACACCUUGAUGAGCAAUUCUCUCAUUCAGGACAGAAAUUCAUCAGUGAUCGCAAUUCAUUCGCUACGUGGUGUGAUAUUUUGACAAGUAUGCUGAUAGAUUCAGCUCGUGUCAUAAUUGCCGUCGACGCUCUUGAUGAAUGUGAGGAAGGCUCGCGCAGGCAACUAUUGCGAUUUAUGAACGGUAUUGUUACCGAGGAGAAAAUGUCCCACGUAAAAUGGUUCAUUACCAGUCGGCCUCUAUUGGAGAUUCCAGACAGCAGACCUGAAACCACACUACGUUACCAUACGCUCCUGACGCUGGAUGAUCAAAACCUCAAUCCCUGGAUAAACUCUUACAUUGAUCGAAAGGUUCAGGCGCUUCGGAACAAAGCUAAGAAUCAAGAGCGCAUUCAAAGGAUUCAAGAUCAUUUACGUGAACGAGCCAGCAACACGUAUAUUUGGGUUUCUUUGGUGUUCGAGGAGAUAGAGAAUGCACCCGAGGCCCGGUGGCAGAAAAUCAUUGAAGAUACCCCACGGCAGCUGAAUGAGUUAUACAAUUAUCUGCUCAAGCAACUGCCCUGGUCGGAAUGCAAAACCGUUCUGUGUGUUGCAAUGGUGGCACGCCGGCCUUUGUCUUUAUGGGAAAUUGAGCAACUCACGGGAAUGGAAACAGGUGUCAAUGCAGGAAGAGACUAUGUAACUGGGUGCAGGUCGUUCCUGAGUAUUCGUGGCGAGACUGUGUAUUUCAUCCACCAAUCUGCUCAGGACUGGCUACUCCUGAACCAGCACCAGCUUUGGGAUGGAUCUCCUCAAGACGCUGAGAUUCUCAAGAAGAGCAUCCACCGUGAGAUUCUCGAAAACUCAUUGAAAGGAAUGAUGGAGACUUUGAAAGAAAAUGUAUAUCAGCUUCCUCAUUAUGGUGUCUUAUCAGAAGAGGUGGAGACUCCCUCACGAGACCCACUUGCUGCAAUUCGCUAUUCCUGUCAAUACUGGGCUUACCACCUCAAGGAAGGCGAGGUUAUGACAGAUACUAUUGACAUGCUUGGCUUUUUACGUCAGCGCUUUCUUCACUGGCUGGAGUCGUUGGCCUUGAUGAAAAUCAUGCCCGAAACAGUGGGAAUUAUUGACAUGUUGAGCUCCACACCCGCAAUGACGUCAAACCCUGAAGUACUCGAAUUUUUGCUGGAUGCAAAGCGAUUUGUCUGGAGGCACCAACAAUUGAUUAUGACCGCACCACUCCAAGUCUACGUAUCUGCGCUUAUAUUUACACCAAAGGCCAGCUUAGUGCGAGAGACAGAAAGUAUCCCGAAAUGGAUCGACCAGGUACCAAGCUUGGAAGAGGAUUGGGGGUCUUUAUUACAAACCUUCACAUUUCCCACAGAUGCAUUUGAAACGUGUUCUGUCUCCUGGUCACCUGACGAUCAAUUGAUUGCAAGCUUCCCAGAUAGAGAGUUGAGGAUAUGGGAUGUAAGAACAGGAAGCAUGGUCAGGAAAAUUGACGUUGAGGAGAGUUACAGGCCGGCGCAUGAUUUCAAGGAGGAAAAAGAUGUGCCUUCCGUCACCUUCACCCCAGACGGUCAAUUGUUGCUUGCACUAACACUGUAUAAAGUGUAUAUGUGGGAUACAGCUACAUGGGAAAUCUCGCAUAUAGUAGAAUGUCCAGGUGCUAUAAAGAGGAUUACGGUAUCUCCCAACAGCCAGUUACUGGCAUGUUUCCAAAAUGACGAAAAAAUAAAUUUAUGGCAGAGAAACGGCACCUUAUGGACUCUGAAGUGGACAUACCAGAGCCCACUGGCAAGUCCGGAACGUGAGCUACCGGCGGGUCUUUCAUUCUCAUUUGAUAACCGCUUACUCGCUUCUACUAUAGAUUUGAGGAGCAUAGGGUUUUUGGACACUGAACUUGGCGAACUACAGGAAAAAAUUGUGCAUAGGGGGGUGACUGCAAUCAAGUUUUUUAGGGACGGCAAACUUCUGCUAAAAGCAGCUAAGACUGUCGAAAUAUGGCGGCAAAGAGACAAGUGGGAACUGGACCGCAAAAUUGAUUUACCAGAGUCAUUCAAAAACUUUGCAGUAUCUCCCAAUGGCAGGUUUAUUGCACUAGCCAGAGCUUACUCGACAAUUCUAGUGAAAGAGACAGGGGAGGGUAUGCUGGUGCAAACUCUGGGGGGUAACGAAAUCAGAGUUGAAGAUUUAGCCUUCUCUUCAGACAGCCAAUUUCUUGUGUCCAGUGGAGAGGAUAAUUUUACCAAUCAAACAAUCAGAGUAUGGAGGAUUGUACCUGGAAAGCUCGCCAAAGUCCCAUUUGAACAAUCUGGAUCGAUUGCAGGGGUGGCACUUUCUGCGGAUGGCUCCCGGUUCGUGACAGCAAAAUUUGGGGGUGUGAUCGAAACAUGGAAUGGAGAUAUAGGAGAGCAUCAAAGAACAUUCAAGGCACCUGGUUAUGGUGGUACUAUUAGCAACUUGACUGUUUCGCCAGAUAACAAGCUGGUGGCAUGUGUGACUUACAACGGGCUCAUCAUGGUGUGGGACGCAGAGACGGGACAGAUUAUUGCGACGCAAAAGAGGAGACUGACGUCUCGGGACCAUUACUCACCAGUUCAGUUUCAAUUCUCUUCCAACAGUAAACUGCUGGGCUGGGUGAACAGCACGGGGACUGUCCGGAAUGAACCCACCAUGAGUGAGGAAGUUGAAUGCAGUACAGAAGAGUGUCCCUCUCAUAAUGAUGUCGCACAUACUCCAAGAAUAACCAUCCAAGAUGAAUGGGUGGUCUUAGGAGAGCAGAGAAGCAUCUGGUUGCCCCCAGAAUACCGGCCUUGGCUCUCAAGUACAAGCUGGGAUGCUCAAAGCAAUGUACUAGUUGUCGGACCUCAAUCUGGCAGCAGGCCUUACUCCAUUCGGUUCAAUCCACACAAGAUGUCAGCUGGACAAUUGCAACAGGACGAUGCUGAGAAAGAUUCUGAUGCCGGCUUAUCAAAUGACUCGUCUAUUCACUCUAUUAAUGAAGAAUAUGAAAGCGAUGGUCUUUCUUCUGACUCGGAAAGCUCGGUUGAUGGUCAACGAUGA